Molecule: messenger RNA, 1094 nt
Organism: Dipodomys ordii (Ord's kangaroo rat)
Lineage: Eukaryota; Metazoa; Chordata; Mammalia; Rodentia; Heteromyidae
Gene: Slc25a16
Product: solute carrier family 25 (mitochondrial carrier), member 16
Exons: 9
Coding region: 96-1085 (329 amino acids)
Biological process (GO): transmembrane transport
Cellular component (GO): mitochondrial inner membrane
Source: RefSeq, a predicted model, not a curated record
GGCGGCCGGCCCCAGUGUCAAUGCCCGCACCAGCCAUGGCCCCGGCCUGUGGUUUGUAAGUUGUCAUCCGAAGCUCCCGACGUGGGCAGGUCCUGAUGGCUGCAGCAGCGGCCCUGGCAGCGGCCGACUCUCCGCCCGCGGUGCCGCCGGCAGCCGGGGCUGGAGGGCCCACUGCUCGCCGAGACUUCUACUGGCUCCGCUCUUUCGUGGCUGGAGGUAUUGCUGGAUGCUGUGCCAAAACAACUGUUGCUCCUUUGGACCGAGUAAAAGUUUUAUUGCAAGCUCACAAUCACCAUUACAAACAUUUAGGAGUACUCUCAACAUUGCGUGCCGUUCCCCAAAAAGAAGGAUACCUUGGAUUGUAUAAAGGAAAUGGUGCAAUGAUGAUUCGGAUUUUUCCCUACGGUGCAAUCCAGUUUAUGGCAUUUGAGCAGUAUAAAACGUUAAUUACCACCAAGUUGGGAGUUUCUGGUCAUGUUCACAGAUUAAUGGCUGGAUCCAUGGCAGGUAUGACUGCUGUCGUCUGUACUUACCCUCUUGACAUGGUUAGAGUACGUCUAGCAUUCCAGGUGAAAGGGGAACACACUUAUACAGGAAUCAUUCAUGCAUUCAAGACAAUUUACGCCAAGGAAGGUGGUGUCCGAGGAUUUUACAGAGGCCUGAUACCUACUAUCUUAGGAAUGGCUCCAUAUGCAGGUGUUUCAUUUUUUACUUUUGGUACCCUAAAGAGUGUUGGGCUUUCCCAUGCUCCUACCCUUCUUGGCAAACCUUCUUCAGACAAUCCUAAUGUCUUAGUUUUGAAAACUCACAUAAACUUACUUUGUGGUGGUGUUGCUGGAGCAAUAGCACAGACAAUAUCCUACCCAUUUGAUGUAACUCGUCGGCGAAUGCAACUAGGAGCUGUUCUUCCAGAAUUUGAAAAGUGCCUUACCAUGCGGGAGACUAUGAAGUACGUCUAUGGACACCAUGGAAUUCGAAAAGGAUUGUACCGUGGCUUAUCUCUUAACUACAUCCGCUGUAUUCCCUCUCAAGCAGUGGCUUUUACAACAUAUGAACUUAUGAAACAGUUUUUUCACCUCAACUAAAAAAAAAAA